AAAACCCAGCAUUCUGACCACAUUCAGGUGUCCAGGUUUGUGGCAGUACAGAUGCUUCCGUUGCCGCAAGACCAUCACCGCAUUGUCACCCCAAAUGGAAGCUCUGGACCCAGGGAACUCCAGCCCCCGUCCCCGGCCCUGGGGACCUCUCUGCUCUCUGCCGCUCUGUCCGGCUGCUCUCCCGCCCUCACACAAGCGGGGUCACACAGUGCUGGUGCCUCUGUGGCGGGCCGCACACGGAGCACCGCGCAGAAGCAGGUUUCAGGGUGUCCUCCUUCUGCGGGCCGAGUCGGCCCCUGCCGUGCACGCACACCUUGGCAGCCUCCUCUCUGUCUGUCAGUGGGCGUCAUGAACAACAACUGCUCCAGCCUUGGGGUCCUUGGGGGCAGACCCAGAGCAGGACGGCGGAUCUCGGGUGGCUCUGGGUCUCCAUUCUAGACUCAGGUGAGCUCCCAGGGGCUGUGAGGGUCGCAGUCCAGGGCCAGGUUAUUAGACAUACUUCGGCCGAAUCACCCAGAGGCCCGGGUUUUACCGUGUGUGUGUGCAUCACAGGGACUUUUAGGGAGGAGUGCGUGUCUCCCGGCCGCGGAGCUGACCGUGUAAGUCAUCUUUAGGCAAGGACCGAGGAGGAUCGCUGGCCCAUCCUCCUCCAGUCGCGGCCGCAGCCAGGACACCCUGCAUGCUCACUGCCUGCAGAGACAGCUUCCCCGUCGGGAGCCCCUGUUCUGCACCAGAAGUCUCACUCGGAAGAUGAUGCUUCUUCCUCAGCCGAGACCAAGUUCCCAAACAGAUGAAAUGCCUUGAUGUUCCCUUGCUGGCAGUGUUACCCGUUCAACUCUGUUUUUCUCCUUUUUAGUAGCACAGCUUGCUGUGCUGAUGGAAAAUAUAAUAACCUCGUAAGGGAGACAGACAACAGAUAAGUCCGCCCAUUGUUGCACAAGAUGAUUGAGGCUCGUGGAAGUUGCCUUGAAAGGAAAAAACGGGGCGUUAGAAUGAGUUUGGGGCCGGGGAGUUAUUGCAAAUAGUGAGUGUUGGGGAGGCUCUCUGAGGAAGUGUCGACGUGAGAUCCAGACAUACGAGGAGCACAAAGAAAAGUGUUCCUGCACAGGAAGCAGCAUGUGCCAAGGCCCUGAGGUUGGAGUGGCAGCCAGGAGCCCCAUCCAGAAUUCCCAGCCACCCAGGGCUGGUCCUGACUGCUCCUCCCACCUCGCAUUCAGGCCCCUCCUUUUCCUUUCCUCCCUUCAGGCCUCUGCUCUGGCACAGUUUCCUCAGAGAGGACUUUCCUGACCACUCUCCAAGUAGCAGCUGGCACCCAGGCCUGGUGCUCCCUGUCUCCAUUUUUCCUUCUUUUGUUUGGUGUCCCCCCUUCGCUGCUUCCCUGCACCAGCAUGUGAGGACAGGUGUGGCCUGUGUGUUCACCACUGUCUCUCCUGUGUCCCAAACGGUGCCCAGCAUGUAGUGGACACUCUGCACAUACCUGUCGAGGAGGUUGUUGGGAGACUGAGCCGAGCACAAAGUCCUGUGGCCGUCGUCGGGGCAGCGGGAAGGGGGCAGGCUCUGUGCAAGGAAGGGACAGCAGAGUCCCCAGGCUGCCGGAAGGGUGAGCCACCCCCAGGAGGUGUGGGGACUCAUGGCUACCACCUUGGGCCUUGGGUGGAAAUGGUGAGAAAUGAACAGAUCAGACCAUCAUUCUCCCCAACUUCUUCCCUGUGACUAUUAAAGGCCAGGUUUUGAUACUUGGGGUCAACUUGGAAGUCGAUGCCUCCUUGUGAUUUGCUGUAAUCAGUGUGUCACAGUCUCAGAGUUUCCAUGGAAACCAGCCCCCACACGGAGCAAAGCGACCUCGGCGCCUACCAUGGACUAGGGGUUACAGCAGGUGCCCGCUUCUCCCCCCAACCUCCCCAACCCUCCUUCUCCUGGCCCCUGAACCGUGUCAGUCUGUCCUUCCCUUCGGAGGUUACAACGAGAGUCCAUUGAAUGUGCUGCGGGCACCAGAUGCGGGGGCUCUGAGGGCCAGUCCCCCACGUUUUCUCUGUCCCCACAGCCAGGCGCUGGGAAAACCAGCCAGACGCUGCUGUGUUGCCGAUCAACCACACGGUCCCAUGUGCCCGGCUCAGCGGCGCCUGAGUGUCCGCGUUAUAGACCCAUCCCGUCUGACGCUUUGUGGAGAGGGGCAUAAAGUACCCGUGCUUAUGAGCCGAGGCGUCCCAUGUAUGGACGGAGGACUGAGGAGCCGACUGGCUGGUGGCCCUGCCAGGUCGGCCUCAGAGAUGCAACAGCAGAGCCCCAGGCCCAGGGGACAUGCAGACGGCACCUGCCUGCUGCUUCCUCCCGCUGCUCCGCAGAUCUUGAAUAAGCAAUUGCAUGAACUAAUGAAGAGACAGUUAUUGUAAAGAGUGUUUCUGAAGGAUUUAGAAUAGUGCUUACCUUGUAGGCCUGCACUGUGAGUGAUAGAAAUCGGCUCUGUCUACACGGCCCGUCCGCCACAGCUGCACCCACGGGCCAGAGGAACAAAGGGUCUCCGGCAGCAGGGAUGUCGUGGGGGAGCACCCAGGUCCUCGGGGCCAAGCACAGUGCCUGGAGCUCUGACGGCUGAGUCUUCAUUCUCCUGUCUUCUCCGAGGGAUCAUGGAAGACCACCUUGACCUGCUCUUCGGAGUGGUGCUCCUAGCCAGUCCUGUGCUGGCGAUUUCUUCCUGCUCCUCAGACGGUCAGCUAGCCUUGUACCGAUUCUGCAACCUCACCCAGGUGCCCUGGGUGCCCAGCACCACCAAGACCCUUCUGCUGAGCUUCAACUAUAUCGAGACCGUCACCGCCUCAUCGUUUCCCUUCCUGGAGCAGCUGGGACUGCUGGAGCUCGGGACUCAGUAUACCCCCUUGAGCAUUGACCGAGAGGCCUUCCGGAACCUGCCCAAUCUUAGAGUCCUGGACCUGGGUGGGAGCCACAUGCGUUUCCUGCAUCCUGACGCUUUUCAGGGGCUGCCCCACCUGUUUGAACUUCGACUCUUCUUCUGUGCUCUCUCCGAUGCUGUAUUAAAGGAUGGUUAUUUCAGAAAUUUAGAGUCUUUGACUCCUGACCUGUCCAAAAAUCAGAUCCGUAGCCUUUCCUUUCACCCUUCAUUCUGGGAAUUGAAUUCCUUGAAGUCCAUUGAUUUUUCCCUCAACCAAAUACCCAUCGUCUGUGAACAGGAGCUCAAGCCGCUCCAAGGGAGGACAUUCUCCUUCAUCAGCCUCGCUGCCAACAAUUUAUACAACACGGUCUCCGUGGACUGGGCGGAGUGUAUGAACCCGUUCAGAGACAUGGCGCUGGAAACCCUGGAUGUUUCUAGCAACGGCUGGACCGCGGACAUCACGGGGAACUUCAGCAGGGCCAUCAGUGGGAGCCAGAUCUCCUCUCUGGUUCUCACCUACCACAUUAUGGGGUCUGGGUUUGGCUUCCAUAACAUCAGGGAACCUGACCGGAGCACAUUUGCCGGCCUGGCCAGGAGCUCAGUGGUACGUCUGGAUCUUUCACACGGCUUUCUCUUCUCCCUGAACUCUCGACUCUUUGAGUCUCUCCAGCACUUGAAGGUCCUCAACCUCGCCCACAACAAGAUAAACAAGAUCUCAGAAGAAGCAUUUUAUGGACUCAACAGGCUGCAGGUUCUCAACAUGUCACAUAACCUUCUAGGCGAGCUUUAUAAUUCUGAUUUCCGUGGACUGCCUGAGGUAGCCUAUAUUGACCUUCAAAACAACCACAUUGGGAUCAUUCAGAGUGAGACAUUCCAAUUUCUGAAAGCAUUACAGACCUUGGAUCUCCGUGAUAAUGCUCUUAAAACCAUUUCUUUCAUUCCGAGCAUUUCUACCAUCUUCUUGGGCAGCAAUAAACUGGCCACCUUGCCGAACAUAAGGCUUACAGCCAACUUCAUCCACUUAUCAGAGAACAGGUUGGAAAAUCUGGACAGUCUCUACUUCCUUCUCCGGGUCCCUCACCUCCAGAUCCUCAUUCUGAAUCAAAAUCGCCUUUCUUUUUGCAACCCAGCUCACGCCCCAACGGGGAGCCUCAGCCUAGAGAAGCUUUUCCUUGGAGGAAACAUGUUGCAGCUUGCCUGGGAAACGGGCUUCUGCUGGGAUGUUUUUAAGGGGCUCUCCCGCCUCCAGGUCCUGUAUCUAAAUAACAACUACCUGAACUUCCUUCCGCCAGGAGUCUUUAGCGACCUCACUGCACUGAGGGGGCUCAGCCUCAGCAAUAACAGGCUGACUGUUCUUUCUCCUGGAGACUUGCCUGCUAAUUUGGAGUUCCUGGAUGUGUCCAGAAACGAGCUCCUGUCCCCUGACCCCGAUCUGUUUGCUGCCCUUAGUGCCGUGGACAUAAGGUUCAACAAGUUCAUCUGUGAGUGUGAACUCCAUCCCUUCAUCAGCUGGCUCAACCAGACCAACGUCACUGUGUUUGGGUCUCAUGCGGACAUCCUCUGCAUGUACCCGGCCUCAAUUGCUGGGAUCCCCCUCUCCUCUGUGUCCAUGGAGGGUUGUGACGAAGAGGAAGUCUUAACGUCCCUGAAGUUUUCCUUUUUCAUUUUAUCCAGUGUCACUUUGAUUCUGUUCCUCAUGGCCGUCCUCAUGGUCACCAAGUUCCGGGGGUUUUGUUUCAUUUGCUACAAGGCAGCCUGCAGACUGCUGUCCAUGGACCAGGCCAAGGGCAGCGGGUCUGAUGUGUACAAAUAUGAUGCGUAUUUGUGCUUCAGCAACAAAGACUUUGAGUGGGUGCAAAACGCUCUGCUCAAGCACCUGGAUGCUCAGUACAGCGAUCAAAACAGAUUUACCCUGUGCUUCGAGGAGAGGGACUUUGUCCCAGGGCAAGACCACAUUGCCAACAUCCAGGAUGCCGUGUGGAGCAGCCGGAAGGUGGUCUGCCUCGUGAGCAGACACUUCCUCCGAGAUGGCUGGUGCCUUGAAGCCUUCAGUUACGCCCAGAGCAGGUGCGUGUCUGACUUCGACGGUGCCCUCAUCCUGGUGAUCGUGGGGUCCCUGUCCCAGUACCAGCUGAUGAAGCAUCAGUCUCUCAGGGGAUUCGUGCGGAAGCGGCAGUAUUUGAGGUGGCCCGAAGACCUCCAGGAUGUCAGCUGGUUUCUUAAUAAACUCUCUCAGCACAUUCUAAAGAAAGAAAAGGAAACGAAGAGAGACGGCGACAUUCAGCUGCGAACUAUAGUGACCGUCUCCUAAUCGGCCAAUCCCAAGCCACAGACAGCUCUUUGUCUGCACUAAGAUACCGUUUUGGGGUCCUGUUUUGGAGUUUGUCUUUCCUACUAGGAACGCAACGAGCUGUUGAUUUUCAUAGCGACACCUUGCCUGGUCUUGCUGACCCCAACAUGGAAGGGAGUACUGUUUGCUUCUGGUGGGCCAACCACAGGGCACGCCCCAGUCACAGGACGGGCGCCAGGAGACCCUUCCCCAGCACCCAGGCUGUCCCUGCAGAGUGACACUAAGUGGGGCACACGGACGGAGAGGCGUGUCUCCCCCUGCAUGGGAACAGUGCCGUUGCUGGGUUUCGGUCCCUCUAGGGGUCGCGGUGACCCCCAGGAAGCCAGGAUGUCUUGCAGCCAUACCACACUUCUGUUCCGACCCUCGAGGUCUAACCUCUGUGAGCCACAAACGUUCUUUUUCCGCUCUAUUUCUUCCCACUCAUCAACUGUUCAGGCAGCUGCAGGGAAGACGUUGGGCUUUGGGCUCACAUCCUGGUUUGAGUCCUAAUUCUGCUCCUGUGGGCUGUGUGGCCCGGAGUGCACGAUGUGCCCUCUGUGGGACUGGUUUCUCGUGUGUGAGGGUGCUCAUCUCUACCAAGGGUGUCAGGCUUCGUAGAUCUUUCCCUGGUCACCCCGUAGGCCACAGGGGGUCCACACACUGAGGCGCCUGGGCAGGCAGUCAAAACUUCUUUGAGGUUGUAUUUUAUUUUUAUCUCAGAAGAAAUAUAUAUACACUUUGCA
Messenger RNA from Suricata suricatta (meerkat), 5962 nucleotides. RefSeq names its product toll like receptor 5 (gene TLR5). Lineage: Eukaryota; Metazoa; Chordata; Mammalia; Carnivora; Herpestidae. The record is from RefSeq and is a predicted model, not a curated record. Gene Ontology annotation, molecular function: protein binding; transmembrane signaling receptor activity. Gene Ontology annotation, cellular component: membrane. Gene Ontology annotation, biological process: inflammatory response; immune response; toll-like receptor signaling pathway.